AAUCCACUCUUAUUUCCUUGUUGCCGACCUGGACUUCGACAACGCAAAAACCCGCUUUGAAAGCACUGUUCGUCACGCUCUCUUAUUACAUAAAAAAUCAUAUGUUCUCUGCUUAAUUGAACAUUUGCAAUUGAUAAUUACUUACAGAGUCAGAGAGAUCUUCCGAAACUGUCCAUUUCCAAUUCUCAAACCUAAUGAAGCCCUUAAUUUUUUAAGGUCCCUAUCUUACAUUCAUAAUUUAACCAGGUGGCUUCAUUUUGAUGCCGUAAGUAAAAGCUUCAAUUUCGAGGAAUUUGGAGUGAAAAUGAGUGUGCUGGGGUUUGAUAUUGGAAAUGAGAAUUGUGUGAUUGCAGUUGUGAAGCAACGUGGAGUUGAUGUUUUGUUGAAUGAUGAAUCAAAGCGUGAGACACUGGCUGUGGUAUCAUUUAGUGAGAAGCAGAGAUUAAUGGGCUCAGCUGGAGCUGCUUCUGCUUUGAUGAACCCAAGAUCAACAAUUUCUCAGGUUAAGAGAUUGAUUGGUAGGAAAUUUAGGGAAGUUGAUGCGCAUAAGGACCUUAAACUUUUACCUUUUGAAACUUGUGAAAGUCAUGAUGGCGGAAUUUUGGUUAGGUUGGAGUACUUGGGGGAAACUCAUAUGUUUACUCCAGUUCAAAUAUUAGGAAUGUUGCUUUCAAAUUUGAAGCAAAUAGCUGAGAAGAAUAUAAAUAUGCCCGCUUCAGAUUGUGUGAUUGGAAUUCCAUGUUACUUUACGGAUCAGCAGAGACAUGCUUAUUGGGACGCAGCGACAAUUGCUGGGUUGAAGCCAUUGAGAUUGAUGCAUGACUGUACUGCCACUGCCCUUGGAUAUGGUAUUUACAAGACUGAUUUUCUCAUUGCGGAUCCAACUUAUGUUGUUUUUGUAGACAUUGGUCAUUGCGACACUCAGGUUUGCGUUGCUUCGUUUGAGAGUGGGAAAAUGAAGAUACUUUCUCAUGCUUUUGACAGGAGCUUGGGAGGGAGAGACUUUGACGAGGUUUUGUUCAGUUAUUUUGCGGCACAGUUCAAGGAACAGUAUAACAUAGAUGUUUAUACAAAUAUCAAGGCAGUUAUCCGGUUGAGGGCAUCCUGUGAGAAAAUGAAGAAAGUCUUGAGUGCAAAUGCUGGGGCACCAUUAAAUAUAGAGUGCUUGAUGAAUGAGAAAGAUGUUAAAGGCUUUAUUAAGAGGGAAGAGUUUGAGAAGCUAUCUUCAGUUUUGCUGGAGAGGAUUAGAAUUCCAUGUCAGAAGGCUUUGGCUGAUUCUCAACUGUCCGUGGACAAAAUUCAUUCAGUUGAGCUUGUUGGUUCAGGUUCUCGGGUACCUGCUAUUACGAGGAUGCUAGCUUCUCUGUUCAACAAGGAGCCAAGCCGGACAAUAAAUGCUAGUGAGUGUGUGGCUCGUGGUUGUGCUCUUCAGUGUGCAAUGCUGAGCCCCAUAUUUUGUGUUAGAGAGUUUGAGGUUCAAGAUUCAUUUCCUUUUUCCAUUGGAUUCUCAUCUGACAAAGGUCCAAUCCGCACGCUGUCAAAUGCCAUGCUUUUCCGCAAAGGCCAACCAUUUCCCAGUGUUAAGAUUCUUACUUUGCAUAGGACUAAUGACUUCCAUAUAGAAGCCUUCUAUGCGGAUCAACAUGAAUUACCAUCUGACGUAUCUCCUCAAAUCAGUAGUUGUAUGAUCGGGCCUUUCCAAACUUUCCAUGCCAAAACAGCAAAAGUAAAGGUCAAAGUACAGCUAGAUCUUCAUGGGGUGGUGAAUAUACAGUCAGCAUCUUUAAUAGAAGAAUACUUGGAUGACGUUGUGACCAGGAGAGAUGCUCAUUCACCUUCAGAAGUAGAGGCCAAACUUGACGAUAUAUCUGCUGUAGCAAGUGAUACUGAAAUAGAUAAAGUGAGAAAUGGCAAGGUCAUCAAAAGGCUUGAAAUUCCAAUUAAUCAGAGUGUCUAUGGUGGAAUAACAAAGAGUGAGCUUUCAGAAGCUAUCGACAAAGAAAAUCAGUUGGCACAGCAGGAUUUGAAGAUGGAGCGAACCAAAGAUAAGAAAAAUGCCCUGGAGUCCUAUGUCUAUGAGAUGCGUGAUAAGAUUCUAAGUACAUACCAGAGUUUUGCUUCCGAGGCAGAGAGGGAAGAAAUCUCUAGAAAUCUUCAAGAGACUGAGAACUGGCUUUAUGAGGAUGGAGUUGAUGAAUCUGAACACGUUUAUAUUGAAAAACUACAGGAUCUUAAAAAGUUUGUUGAUCCUAUUGAAAAUCGAUACAAAGAGGAAGAGGCCAGAGCACAAGCUACUAGGGAUCUCCUGAAGUGUACGUUGGAUUACAGGAAGGUUGUAGGAUCACUUCCAUCCAGUAUGAGAGAUGCGGUCAUUGAUGAGUGCAAUAAAUCAGAGCAGUGGCUGCAAGAGAAAACCAGACAUCAGGACUUGUUACCAAAGGAUGCUGAUCCUAUAUUAUGGUCAAGUGAAAUCAUGAGAAAAUCGGAGGCACUUGACUUGACUUGCAAAUACAUGAUGAGAUCCAACCCAUCGCCCUCAGAAAGAGAAGAUGCAAAAGACUUGGAUGGGGGAAAAAGUCCAGAAGACAGGCAGUUAGAUUGAUGUGGCUUUACAUAGAUUUGUGACAUUAAAGACCAACAGCAAAAACAAACCUCAGCGGAUUUUGUUUGAAUUACAUAGAUUUACACUGACCCAUUCAAAAUUUUGCCACUCUUGUUCAAGACUAUAAUCUCAGACUUUUAGUAGCAGUGUGAUCAUCUUUCCACAAGGUGAGCUCCAAUUUUCAUUUAUUUCCUGAACCAGUCUUCAGUAUAUUGUUUGAUGGUUAUUUGGUACAAUAACAAUGAUCAGAUAUCACCAUUGGGUUCCUGUAAUUUUUGGCUCAUAUUUUUGGUUUCCAAUGUUCCAACCUAAAAUUUUGUUUGUUAUUGUGUUGUGAUACACUUGAUCUGUAUAGACAAUUAGAAAGAUGUUACACUAUUCUUUUCACUGAUUGCUGUUAGUAAAU
Molecule: messenger RNA, 3008 nt
Organism: Pistacia vera
Lineage: Eukaryota; Viridiplantae; Streptophyta; Magnoliopsida; Sapindales; Anacardiaceae
Product: heat shock 70 kDa protein 16
Exons: 11
Coding region: 305-2602 (765 amino acids)
Biological process (GO): protein folding
Cellular component (GO): cytosol; nucleus
Molecular function (GO): ATP binding; ATP-dependent protein folding chaperone
Source: RefSeq, a predicted model, not a curated record